AUGAACCUCACGGACCUGAGCACGGGCAGCAAGCCCAUGAGUUCAAAGGAGUUAAUCGACAAGGCAAAACAAUUCGAAUGGAAUCCGCGCAUCAGCUUCAAGUACUGGGCGCGGGCAGCCGAGACCAUUCAUCAUGAGGGUCAAGUUUACCUGCGCGAAGGGAACAUUCCCCAGGCGUACUUAGUCCUCUUCCGCUACUCCACCCUUGUCCUCGAGUACCUCGUCAAGCAUCCACAAGCCAAGGAGCCGGAAGCUAGAAAGGCAAUCAAGCCACUCCAGAAGCGCAUGCCCCGCGUCAUAGAGACACUCGAAACGUUGCGGCCCGAGAUCGAUCAAGUAUACGACGAGUGGAUGAAGAUAUACGCCGCCCAACGAGAUACGGCGCCCGACUCCCGGCACAUGCCAACAUCGUCCUACGCUAGAUACGCCGCAAACGAUCCAGCGCUCUCAUGGAGCUAUGCAUCUCCCGCAAGUAUCCUCGAUGCGAGCGACCACCAAGACCUUGCUGUUGAUCUCGCCAAGAAGGAGAUGCGCAGACGAAGGCGGGCAGCAGGCGGGCUAGAAGAAGACGAUUACAGGCGGAGAGUGGCUGGGUAUCGGAAUGACAGGGCGGGCGAGUCGAGUAAACGGUCUGUUCCGGCUCAUAUGGACGACGAUGAACUCCGCAGUCAAAUGGAAGCAACUCGCCGUCAGUUGGAUCGCUCCGACCACUACAGAAGAGACAACGAUGGCCCAGAGGAAUUCGUCCGACCCGCCGUUUAUUACUACCCUUCGAUCAGCAAGUCAUCACCUCUGCAAUAUGACCGUCCUUCUUCAAGAGGGGCCGCAGAAGGCCCAAGAAUGCAGCCGCCCCGCCCUCCCAAAGAGUGCCAUGCGGAUAGGUUCCCGGUUCGACCGCCACCUCGACCCGAAAAGGAGCUAUAUCUCGAAGAGUCCUCUCCCGUAUUGCCGCCGCCUCGGCCUGACAAAGAGUUAUUGCCUUCCAAUGCAGUCCAAGACUACAGCACGAUAUGUGAGGAAGCGCCUACUCUUCCCCCAAAAGCGGUGGCCGACCCUGUGAAGCCGAAGAGGGUUACUUUUCGACCAGCUGCCUAUCUGGAGAACGGCGAGCCCAUCCGGCCGGUCUUCCUUCCCAGUACACUGCGGCAGAAGUUCCUGCAGAUCGCAGCAGGCAACACUCGAAAGGGGCUAGAGAUGUGCGGCAUGCUCUGCGGCACGACCGUAAACAACGCGCUCUUCAUCUCGCAUUUGAUCAUCCCCGAACAGAAGUGCACGCCCGACACGUGCGAGACGGAGAACGAGUCGGGCAUGCUUGACUUCUGCAUCAACAACGACCUGAUUGUGAUCGGUUGGAUCCACACCCACCCGACGCAGACCUGCUUCAUGAGUUCGCGCGACCUGCAUACCCAGGCGGGCUACCAGGUCAUGAUGCCUGAGAGUAUCGCGAUUGUGUGUGCACCGCUGUACGACCCUUCAUGGGGCAUCUUCCGCCUGACGAACCCCCCGGGCCUACCGCACAUCCUAUCCUGCCAGCGGACCGAGACCUUCCACCCACACUCGGUUACAAACCUCUACGUCGACGCCGGACAUCCGCAGGGUCACGUUUAUGAAUCGAAGUCUCUGGAGUUUGAGGUGUGCGAUCUACGGCCAGGGCAGUAG
Molecule: messenger RNA, 1659 nt
Organism: Chaetomium strumarium
Lineage: Eukaryota; Fungi; Ascomycota; Sordariomycetes; Sordariales; Chaetomiaceae
Exons: 3
Coding region: 1-1659 (552 amino acids)
Biological process (GO): protein K63-linked deubiquitination
Cellular component (GO): endosome; membrane
Molecular function (GO): K63-linked deubiquitinase activity; protein binding; metal-dependent deubiquitinase activity
Source: RefSeq, a predicted model, not a curated record